AAGUAUAAGCAAGAUUUCUUUAGAAAAGACCGAAACAUAUUUUUAUUAUAGUGGUAGUCAUAAUCAUCCUCAUUAGCUUUGACUUUAACGGACUACUGUUUGCAAAUAGAAUGUUUCUGAUCUAGCUUACACGUUACACCAAUGUGAAUGACAGCCGACGCUAAUCGUACCGACAACGAAGAAGAGCCUGAUCUACCAGAAAGAUUUACAAAAUCCGAACUGCAGUUAUGGGCUGAUUCGAGGAACAAAAGAGAAUUACCUCCCACUAAUCAGCACCAUGUAGAAUGUGAUAAAUAUGGUAUUCUCCACGACUCAGAACAACAUCAACAGGGAUUAAGUACUUUCAUGAAGCGAUGCAGGCGUGAUAUCAUAUUAAAACGUCCACGACCUGACCUUACACAAAUGACAAGUUCGAGAAUGCCGGCUUAUCUCCAAGAUAUUCAGAGAUUCAACCCCGAAUUAAUGAAAAGAAUUCAUACAUCAGAACAUUGCACAUUACCCACGAAAUCAAUAAUAGAAGACGAGAAGCGUGUUAUUCACGGAGAAUUAAAGAAACCGUGGCACCAAGGCUUAGUUCUUCGUCAAACCGCAAAUCUCAUUGAUCCUUCGUGGGGAAGAGAUAGAGAAAACCAAUUUGUAGAAAAAAUUCAACGAAAAACAAAAGAAAAAUCUGCACAUGUUUUAAUGGGAGUCCUACAACAAUGGCGAAAAUCACAAGAACGAAAAGCUAGCCCGAUGUCACCUCAACCGCGUUCAACACCAGACAACGGUGAAGAUAAUGACGAUGCACAAUUCGUCGAUCAGGAAGAGGAUGAUUCCGAGAAUAAAACUCAACAAGAACAAACUGAUACACCAAUAGAAAACGCUAAUAAGUCAGAACUCUUGAGCGUCCCGGAAGAAGACGAGAUUGAUCAAGAAGAUGGCAUACUGCGACAUGGUUCCAGAUAAUGCGAUUCAUUCAGCGUCUAUACAAUAUUAAUUGUGCUAAAUUAAAUGCAAACGAAUAACUCGCAGA
Messenger RNA from Styela clava, 1015 nucleotides. RefSeq lists its product as uncharacterized. Lineage: Eukaryota; Metazoa; Chordata; Ascidiacea; Stolidobranchia; Styelidae. The record is from RefSeq and is a predicted model, not a curated record.